AUGCGGGCUCACCUAUACACUGCCUUCGUGGAUCUGACGGCGGCCUUCAACACGGCGAAUCGCAAAGGACUGUGGAGAAUCAAACAGAAGUUCGGCUGUCCCAUGCGAUCCACGCACAUGGUACAUCAGCUCCACGAUGGGAUGAGGGCGCGCCUCACAGACAGAGGCCCAAUCUACGAAGCAUUCGCAGUGACCGAUGGAGUGAAGCAAGACUGCGUACUCGCUGCCACCAUCUUCAUCCUCAUGUACAUUGUCAUGCUGAUGGAAGCCUACUGUGAUGAGCGCCCUGUCAGUUGCAUCGCCUACUCAACAGCAAGCGCAUGAAGGCCCUAAAGUGGCUAUCUACGGCCACACUCCACGACCUGCUCUUCACCAACGACUACAGACUCAAAACAACGACCUCUUCGCCGCUUUCUGCGCCCACUUCGGACUGAGCACAAAUAAGAACAAAACGGUGGUCAUGCGUCAACUGUCACCCAGUGUGCGACACAGUACAUCCUGAGUCAGUGUCCACGGAAAUCAAAUCAAGAACGUCCAUCCAGGAAGCACAUUUGUGGCAGUCCGCGCUUCCCUGCUCUCUGCCUCUUUGUCUAUCUGCGCUUCUGUCCGCCUCACGCUCCCUGUCGAUUCGUAGCUGUGACUGCGCGAGGCUUGUCACUAGCCGCGCAAGAGCUCGAAGCCAAUCAACGCUGUUCCUUCCUUGAUUGGCUGGCGGACGCUAACUGAGACAGAUUGAACGGCUCACUCACGCGCUGGGGGGAGGGCGGCUAAUAACCUCGACUGCGGACACGGACAAAACGACUUGCCUGGACAGACCGCUUGCGGCGACUACCUGCAGAGCCUUGUGUACGCACUUCCUCAACAGUAAAAGUUGUCCAACUCAAUCCAUCUUCACUGACUUCAUGUGGCAACAUCACACAUGUGAGAUACGAGCUAAGUAUCCAUUUGUGUGAAAACAGCGUUUGUUGUGCGGGAAGUCAGGUCGUGUGCGGCAAAUGCAGACCGGCUAGGACAGUGGACUAAUUCCUCAGAGAGGGAAGGGAGAAUGAAGUCGACUCCAGGGACUACGCCCCCACAGCACGUUGACGCAUAUUUCUCACAUUAAACUAUCUGGCAUGCAUUUAAACUAUUUCCGUAGGCUAAAAACCGUCAUUUGGAAGGCUGGCAACUGACGGGAUAACUCGGUCCUCUAUCUCAGGACAGAGGGUCAGGCUACAAUGCCUCCAUCCUAAUUUGGCCCCUAUCUCACUCCUAUUUAGUUAGAAUCUGAGACGCACCUUUAAUCCUUGUGCGUAAAUCCGGGUUAUCGUGCGCGAAUCAGGCGUAUGCGGCACGCGCAGGCAGGCAGGCUGUUUAGCAUUGUCAACCACUGCGCCUGAUCUCGCUCCCAGUAUUGGCUACUUUGUCUUGACAUCGGGCUCAAGUGGGUGAGGGAGGAGAGAGUGUGGUAGAUGCAGCGCUAGUCUACAAUCAUGACCUGUCUCACUAACAAAUCACCUUCCCUGCUCCCGCCACAUUCUGGGGCACACGGUGGCAACGUCGUCCACGACGGUCGAACUGACUAUUCAAACCCAGAACUGAAGCCUACAAUGCAGCCUCCUUUCAAGGGCGAGGCCUCUUGUAGCAGGGGCUGGGGCAGAUGCGAAUAAGUCGAAGGGCAGGCGGAUGGCAAUGAAAUGAAAUAUAUUUUGUUUACAUAUUUCCGACGGGUCGAUUCUCCUGGCCGAAAUUUUGGGGUACUGGGUUAACUGCCUCAGUGACGUCCUCAAUCGAUGAUUUACAAGUAUAGGCGAGGUCAUCAUAAGACCCUGUCAAAUGGAAAUUUCAAAGAAAGUCCCGCUUAACAGCGUACAACAUACCACUUUAUUUCAGAUGCUUUAAGAAAUUUCUUCUAUUGCACGCAACAGGCAAGUUAGCCUAGUUGGGAGGUAAUUAUCGAAACCUAGUUGUGAUUCUCCUUCGUAGAUUGUCGAUACUCUUGCAUCGUUCCAUUAUUUCAGAGCUAACUGCUCAGUUCCGACGAAGAGUACAGUUUCGCUGUUGAGAAGAACAAAGUAGGUGUCAUUUUUUGCGGGGGUGGGUGAGGAGCAGAAGUGUGUCUGAGUUUUGCAGUAAGCAGUACGUCUAUUUGUAAUGAAGAACGAAGCUCCCAUGCGCCUGUGCCGUUAUGAAUCUGUGGUCUGAGUAGCGAUGACAAAGGGCCUAAUGACUGGCAUGACGCUAGGGCGUCCGUUUACGCGUACCAUACGCGUGCCGGUACCUCAUUUCACAAAUCCGAACUUCACUUAAGUGCAAACGUAAAGCGCGCAUAUGUUCCAAACAGAAUUUUCGACCGGCAAAUCGACAUUAUUUAUUUCUAUCGUAUGAAUUUUAUAUGGAUAGUGUGUGACCUUUUGUCGAUAGUUAACGUGAAUGCGCGCGUGACCGAAAUGGCCAAUGUUUUGUCCAGGUGCUUUUGCCUGUGCUUGUAAAGCAACUUGAUGUAAGGAAGACCUGAGAUGUACUGAUCUACUGGCCAUCGCCGGACAAGCGUACAUGGUCCAAUAGGCCUAUGUGACGUCCGAAUGCUUGAAAACUGUAUGGAUAGUUGAGUCGGGUAUGACGGCUGUCGUUCGAGACUCCGGGAAUUCGUUAUCAAGUUGCACUAAGAUGAAUCGCACAUUUUCCAUCAGGCCCAAGUGUGAUUGAAAUGAGCGGUCACGGUGGGACAUGCCAGUCGAAGUCCGCAUCUGUCAACCAAAUGGUGAUGAGUUGGGGAUGAGGGGCUGACAUGGCGUGAAGACGUGCGUCUAAGGUGUGCCACCACACGCAUGUACGCCAGUAAUUAUGGGCUCACACGGACUCUGUGCUGUCCGAUAAGCGCAUUUGUAGCGCAGCCCGUUGUAGGGACAACACGCAUACACACACACACACGACGAAAAUGCAACCGUCGUUGUCGACCCUGUUCACCGUGUGCUCAACAACAGGGUGAGAGUAGGCACGGUGGCGUUCUUAUGCAUUAGUUUAUAAUGUUAUUGGGUGGCGCAGCAUCUGCCGCACUCUCUCAUCAUCGCCCACCUGUGUCCGGGGUCAGAACAGAAUCAAGAUUACUAGAAAUGGGAGAGGUUACAGGUGACUGGCACGGCAAAAACCUGCACCUAGGUGUGCCACUACACCCCCUGGUCCACAACAUACACUGAUCAAGAUUUUAUACCGCAAGGCAAACAGGGGGGAGCGACAAGGAUCCCAGUUGGAGCGACGCGAACGGGCAGCUGGACGUGCUACCACACCCCAAUGUUGACAUUAGUUAUGAAUGCGUACUUCUGAUAGAGUCUGGCGGACUCCGAUCUAGCCCCCGUGUUGGUCCAGCGCAUUUACCACGAGGUCCGUUUUAGGGGUACGAUACACAACCAUAAAUCUAGGCACAACACAUACAUAAUAUAGGACAUCUACAGUAGGUGGGCUAACUCAUGAAAUGUUCAUAGAAAUUCGAAAUGCGUUUUCGUUUCGAAAUGAUUAAUUAAGUAGGGUUGUAAAACGAAUCAUCAUACAGUAUAACUUUAUAAUAAUUAAGUUUUUUUCCGGAUGGCGGCUUUCGAGCUAAUCUCUUUUCAGCUGUAUGCAGAAACUACACCCUGUAAAUAUGACUACUUAUGUAACAUGCACGUUUCCCAUUGAUUUCCGGUGCUCUUAGAAAUUCAAUUAUAUUUCGUAAAAAGCAUGCAUAAAAAUAUUCAUUCCUUCAUUCUUUUGUUAGAAAACUACGUCUUCUUCCUAGUUAAUACUCGAAGGAACGGUAUCGUUCGGUUUUCGAAAACGUUUUUAAUUCUCGAGUAAUUUUGAAACCCGACCUGCCAUUACACGUGCAUUCAGGUUUUCCAAACUACAAGCCGCAUAUUUUCGCGUAUGGGAUAACCAUACAUUUCCCUACGGUGUAAGAAGGGGACCAUAUGGGCUUCAUAACGCUUAACAGUGGAUUUGAGCCAUAUUAUUAAUUUUAUAAGCCACAUUGGUAAAUGCAGAGACAUACCGUUUUAUGAACGCCCACUUCACAGUAUUAAAAAACUUUACAAUUAUAAACUAUUUUAAAACCGAAUUUCUCCAUUCCUUCGAGUAUAAAAUUGUAAGAAGACGUAGUUUUCUACCGAAUGGGCAAAAUAAUUAAUAUUUUUACGCAUGUUUUCCAUGAAAUAUAAUUGAAUUUUCAAGGACAUCGAAAAUCGGUGAGAAAAAUGCAUGACAUAUAAGUUGUCGUUUUUCACAGAGUGUAGUUUCUGCAUGCAGCCGAAAAGAAGUUCAUUCGAAAGCCGGCCUCCUGAGGCAACUGAAUUAUUAUAGAAUUAUGCUGCAGGAGGAUUAGUUUUACAACCCUACUUAAUUAAUCUUUUCGAAACGAAAACGCAUUUCGGAAUCUAGGUUGACAUUUCAUGCGUUAGCCCACCUACUGUACCUGUAACACCCUUCUUCACCCGCAACAAUCAUGGGAUUCACUCCGUCAACAUCGGCGUGGCGUUGAAUGUUAGCACGCAAGAAUAUCUACAUUGUACUUAGGGGGGCGGGUGGGGGUCAGGUCUUUUCGUGUAACCCGGUAGAUGAACUGGAGAGCACGUCAUGUGCGUCACUCGUAGACAAGCUGUUUAACUUUGUCAGCCACUGCGCCCGCGGUACCCCCCUGUUGCCUCGACUUUGUCUCGCCAUCAGAGCAAGGUAAGUAAGAGAAGACGGAGUGUGGUAGAUGCAGUGCAAGCUUGCCUCACUAUAAACUAAUUCUCGCGCAAAUAACAGGCGCUGCACCUGCUCUGUGUAGCAUGCGGUGCAUCUCGUCGUUUGUGUCGGUCGGACUGUCCUAUGCGGGUAAGGCGAGAUGCAGUGCUGGCGCCUGAACUGUGUUGUUUACUGAAGAUAUUCCUUGAGACUCAUAUGACAGAACAGGUCCACGCCUUGGCCGAAUGUACUGUAGCAGAAUGCAUAGAGGAGACGUAUGUGAUGGGUAUCACUUGGGCCUCGUGGCACGGGCUCGCCGGUCUAAGUGUGAUGGAUCCGCAAAUGACCGACCACGCCGUCGCAUGACUCAAAUAUACAGAAACAGUAAGGAUAGGAUAAGACUAUAUCUAUGGGGCUGUUAGUGGCGGUGAAGCUGGUGGUAGAGACGUUUUCGGGUGCAGUUGGUCGUGCUGACAUAGCAGUUGUGUAUGCCCAUGUGGGGUGUAGAGAUGUCCAGUUGGGGGUCCGCGUGAUGGUCGAAGUAGGUCGCUCACUUGCUAGCAGAUGUAUACCACGCCUGGAACCCAUUUAAUGGCAACCAAAUCUUGCAUGUGGCUUCCCGAAGCCACCCUCCGGUAAUCGCCUCGACCGGCGAGUCAAACCAGGUGAUGAUAUCCGUCUGAGCAUCUCAACGCACGGUAACUCGGCCCCACCGGCCGGAUGGACCACUGAUUCGACAUCUAGAGGAUGAGACUCCGUCUGCAACACCCUAGGGGUGACAAGGUAAGUGGUACCACAGGUAGGCGAACACUGCCCUGUUAGAUUGCUGUCUGUCUGCUUGUAUGUGUUUGUCUUUGCUGAAAGCUAGAUGCCAUUCUGUUGAAUUUCCUCUGUUGCUUUUGCCUUCCGCUGUCCUUGCCUGAUUGCCUUUUGUCUGCUUGUUUCUGUUUGCUCAUGCUGCACGCUAAAUGUCGUUCUUUUGAAUCUGUUCGCUCACCGCCUAUAUUUCAGCAACCUGUUCGUUUGGAGAACGACGGGAAAGCUCUGCCUCCCGUCUCCCUACCCUUGUCCCAUCCACCUUCCCCCUCCAAGUCCCAAGGCAAUGUCGUAGGCAGGCCCAAGCUAAUUUGGGUCGUCCUCCAACUAAAAAAAGAACGUGGCCCAUAGCGGAGUCCAGCAGCCGUCUGGGACAACUAAGCAGCCCUAUUUAGGGAGAGCACCGCUCACCCCCGCGAGGGGGAAGGGGCCAGAAGAGGUGCCCUAAACAAAUGCUGGGGAUCCACGUCGUCUGCAGGCUGACCGUGGCCUCGGACGCAAAACUCACGGUCGAGACAACCAAACAAGAAACAACAUACUCUAUCUCUCGAAUGGAAGAGAGUAUGCGCAUCCCAGGCUCUUAUUUAAAAGAAGACGAAGGCACGAUCACUGGGACGGUAGAUUUAUUGGCCUUAGCUUUCGAACUCGAACUGGAGUUCAUCAUCAGAGACUGCUAGAGUGCAGCAACGUGUGAAAAUUUAUGUCAUUGUUCCGUGCGGGGGGACUACGUCCGUGGUUAGGUUUGUGCCGCCUGGUCCACGAUGGUCCCCCGGCGUGGUGACGCCGUUUUUACUUCGCAACGAUGUGAGCUGCGCCACUUGGCUGAGUGGGCGGAGUGCGUGAUAACACGCAGGUUGGUAGGAUAGGUCCGCUCACUCUGGCAGCCUGGAAUGUUCGUUCCCUUUUAGACAGUCCAAAGGAAGAACCAACCGGAAAGUAGAAGUGAGCUAGCGACACGGGAACUGGCGCUCUACAAGGUGAACAUCACUGCACUCAGCGACACCCGGUUCCCCGAACGAGGCCAACUGGAGGAGGUGGGUGCCGGCUACACCUUCUGGAGCGGCCGUCCCAGGGCAGAGCGACGGGACGCGGGCAUCGCCUUCGCCAUCCGAAAUGACGUGGUGGGAAGACUGCCCUGUCUGCCAAAGGACGUCAACGAUCGCCUGGUGAGCCUCCGCCUGCCUCUUCGGGGAGGCAAAUUCGUCGUCAUCGUCAGCGUCUACGCCUCGCCGAUGCUCAGCCCUGAUGGUACAAGGGAUAAAUUCUAGGAAGACCCGCACGCCCUCCUGGCGUCUUUGCCGAAGGCAGAUAAGUUGAUUGUCCUUGGUGACUUCAAGUCCCGCGUCGGCACAGACCAUGAUGCUUGGGGAGGAGUGCUGGGUCCCAAUAGUCUGAACGACUCCAACGACAAUGGUCUGCUCUUAUUACGAACCUGCGCAGAACACCAGUUUGCCCUGAGCAUCACCUUCAUCCGCCUCCCGAUGCGAGGGGAGGCCACCUGGAUGCCCUCUCGGUUGCGACACUGACACCUGCUGGACUAUGUCCUCGUCCGGAGGCAAGACCAGCAGGACAUGUUGGUGGCAAAGGCGAUGCCGAGUGCCGACGGGUGGACCGACCAUCGUCUCGUCAUUUCCAAGAUGCGGAUUCGCCUACAGCAUCUCAGCCUGUUCGCCACCUCCAUUUCAACAAUGAGAUCUCGCAAUAGCUAGUCAGCCUUCCAUUCGCCGCUACCGCGUCCACCGAAGAGAAUGCCACCGUGAAGAACUGGUGGUGUCAACUACAAGACACAGUUCAGUCGACGGUACUGGCUGUACUCGGUCGCGCACAUCGCCAACACUAGGACUGUUUCCAUGACAGCGGCGUCACCAUCAACAACCUACCCGCCCAGAAGAACCGCCCGAAGAAGGCCUACGUCAGCCGCCCCACCGACGACAAUUAUGCAGCCUUCUACCGUAGUCACUGACUUGUGCAACAGCGGCUGCAGGAGAUAAAGGACGCUUGGACGGCUCGCAAGGCUGAGGAGAUCCAAGGUUACAUGGAUUGCAAUUAAUGGAGGAAUUUCUACACGAUAAAGGCUGUCUGCAGUCCGCAAACCAAAGCCACUGCUACUAUUAGCGCGACGGAAGCACCCUACUCAUCGAGAAGACACAAAUUCUACAGCAAUGGGCCGAGCACUUCAGAAACGUCCUCAACCGCCCUUCCACCAUCACCGAUGCUACCAUCGCCAGUCUACCUUAAGUGGAGACUAACGCCGACCUCAACCUCCCGCCCUCUCUCCAAGCAACCAUCAGGGCUGUACAACAGCUCUCCAGCGGGAAAGCGCCCCGAUUGGACGCAAUCCCCGCUGAGAUUCACAUGCACGGUGGACAUAAUUCAUGGAUUAUCUGAAGGCGCCAUUCCAAGAGACAUGGCGUCAAGGAGAAGUCUUGCAGGACUUCAAGGACGCCAAAAUCCUCCAUCUCAUUAAGCGGAAAGGUAACCACAAGCUUUGUGACAACCAUCAAGGCAUCUCAUUGCUAAACAUCACCGGGAAAAUCUUCGGGUGCAGUUUCCUCAACCACCUGAACCACCCCCCAGGAACAGGGUCUCCUGCCGGAAAGCCAUUGCGGCUUCCGCCAUCACCGUGAGACCACCGACAUGAUCUUCGCAGCCUGUCAAUUGCAAGGGAAGUGUCAGAAGAUGCAGACCCUCCUCUACUCUACCUUUGUGGAUCUGACGAAGGCCUUCGACAUGGUGAAUCGCGAGGGACUAUGGAAAAUUUUGCGGAAAUUCCGCUGUCCUGAGCGAUUCACUCAGAUGGUGCGCCAGCCCCACGAUGGCAUGGUUGCGCGAGUCACGGACAGUGAAGUUGUCGCAGAGUCAUUCGAAGUGACCAACGGAGUGAAGCAGGGAUGCGUCCUCGCGCCUACCCUUUUCAGUUUCAUGUUGUCUGCCAUGCUGAUGGACGUCUACCGUGACGAACGCCCGGGGAUCCGCAUCGCCUACCGGACGGACGGCCAAAUCCUCAACCACUGGCUGAUGCACUUCCAGUCGCGUGUAUCCACAACUUACGUCCAUGAACUUCUCUCCGCCGCUCUCAACGCCACCCUCCCAAGGGGAAACGUAACGGAGCAUAGACCUCUUCGACGCCUCGAUAACCUUGGCCUGGUCAUAAACACGGAGAAAACAGUGGUUACACACCAACCACCAACCGACACUGCCUACGUCGCACCCUAA
Messenger RNA from Spirometra erinaceieuropaei, 8715 nucleotides. NCBI's taxonomy places the organism in Eukaryota, Metazoa, Platyhelminthes, Cestoda, Diphyllobothriidea, Diphyllobothriidae. The record is from the annotation of a GenBank genome assembly.